AAUUGGAGUCUUACGCGAAACAGGUGGACGAGAUUCAACAUUGGGGUGAUAUAGGAGAAGUGUACAAAUAUCAGAGAAGGGCACAGACUUUAGAGAACCGACUGAUCGCCGCCAUGGAGAAGAUCGAUAAGUUUAACGAAGAAGAAGCAUCGUUUGGCUGGGACAUAACGCAAUAUCCACGUCGUAAACAGAUCGCUGAUCAACUGAAGCCCUUCAAACUACUCUUUGACGCGAUUUGUGACUUUUUGACGAAGCAGGAUAAGUGGUUAAACUCAAUGAUCGGUUCUUAUAAUCCGGAGGACAUCGAUAACGACGUAGGAUACGCGUUCAGAACGAUCUAUAAGCUGGAGAGAAGUUUUCAAGAGCCAGCUUUGAGGCAGCUAGCAGCCAGUGUCCGGGAAAAAAUCGAGGACUUCAGGGAAUACAUGCCGAUCGUUUUUACGCUUGGUAAUCCAGGAUUAAAGGAUCGCCAUUGGGAGCAAAUUUCGGAGAUCAUAAACAUUCCGAUAAAAGUCGAUCCCGAUUUAACAUUGGCGAAGAUUCUGGACAUGAAUUUAGGCAUAUACGUCAGCCAGUUCGAGAGCAUCUCGGACAACGCGUCGAAGGAAGCAACCUUGGAAAGAGCCAUGGAUAAGAUGGAGAAGGAUUGGGCCGAUUUAUACUUUACGGUGAACCCUUUCAAGGAUACUGGUACCUACGUCAUCGCUGGUGUCGACGAUAUACAACUUCUUUUAGACGAUCACAUCAUUAGGACAGUUACUAUCAAGAAUUCGCCGAACAUAAAACCCUUUGAAGCAAGGAUACUGAGAUGGGAGUACAAACUUCAUUUGCUGCAAGAUAUUCUGGACCAAUGGCUACGCGUACAGGCAAUCUGGAUGUACCUGGAGCCGAUCUUCACAUCGCCGGAUAUACAGCAACAGAUGCCAGAGGAAGGAAGAAAAUUUUCCGCGGUGGAUAAAACUUGGCGUGACAUUAUGAAGACCGUCCACGCGGAUCCUCGCGUUUUCGUUGUCGUCGAAAUCGAUAAAAUGUUGGAGCGGCUAAAGAAGAGCUACGGAUUACUAGAAGACAUCCAAAAGGGUCUGAAUGAUUACCUCGAAAGAAAACGACUCUUCUUCCCGAGAUUCUUUUUCCUGUCUAACGACGAGUUGCUGGAAAUUCUCUCUGAAACUAAGGAUCCGACUCGGGUUCAGCCACAUCUAAAGAAAUGUUUCGAGGGAAUACAUAGAUUACAUUUUAACGAGGACCUCGAAGUGGUCGCUAUGGUAUCGACAGAGGACGAAGAGGUUCGACUGAUAGAGACGAUAUCCACAGCUGCUGCCAGAGGACAAGUAGAGAAAUGGUUGAUCGAAUUGGAAACGGUUAUGCGAAAAAGUAUACGAAAUGAGGUGCUGCUAGCGAUCCAGGCGUAUCCUACUAAAUCGAGGAAGGUCUGGGUGCUGGAAUGGCCAGGGCAAACGAUUCUUUGCGUUGGUAAAACAUACUGGACUCUACGUAUAGAGGAAUCGAUGCCGUACGGUGUUCAAGGGAUGAAGAGAUACUUGGAUCAAUGUCAGGCAGAACUGAACGACAUUAUAUCGUUAAUCAGAGGCAAACUUUCGAAACAGAAUCGCAUCACUCUUGAAGCUUUAGUUACGCUGGAUGUCCAUGGGAAAGACGUGCUUGCGUCGCUUCACCAGGAGGAAGUGAUCAAGAACACCGAUUUCAAAUGGUUGUGUCACUUGCGUUACUAUUGGCUGGAAGAAAACAUGUGGGCUUAUAUGAUAAACUCACAGCAACGUUAUGGUUAUGAGUACCUUGGCAAUUCUUCAAGAUUAGUAAUCACUCCCUUAACGGAUAGAUGUUAUCGAACUCUAUUCGGCGCUUUGAGCCUUCAUCUAGGCGGUGCACCAGAGGGACCCGCCGGAACUGGUAAAACAGAGACGACGAAAGAUCUUGCUAAAGCAGUAGCAAAACAGUGCGUCGUCUUUAAUUGUUCCGAAGGCCUCGAUUAUCUCGCAUUAGGAAAAUUCUUCAAAGGACUGGCUUCUUGUGGCGCCUGGUCUUGUUUUGACGAAUUCAAUCGAAUCGAUCUCGAAGUGUUAUCAGUAGUAGCGCAACAAAUUUUAACGAUUCAACGAGCGAUAAACAGCGGCGCUGAGAAGAUCGUAUUCGAAGGCACGGAGAUCUUUUUAGAUCCAACGUGCGCCAUUUUUAUCACGAUGAAUCCGGGUUACGCGGGGAGAUCAGAGUUGCCGGACAAUCUAAAGGCAUUGUUCCGUCCUGUGGCCAUGAUGGUGCCGGAUUACGCGCUGAUCGCCGAGAACACGCUAUACUCCUAUGGCUUUUAUAACGGUAGACCUCUAGCUGUAAAAAUCGUCACAGCUUACAGACUUUGCUCCGAGCAGUUGAGUAGUCAGCAUCAUUACGAUUAUGGUAUGAGGGCAGUGAAAUCUGUCCUCGUUGCAGCUGGCAACUUAAAGCUCAGGUAUCCUGACGAGUCUGAAGACAUCCUCAUGCUAAGAAGUAUAUUGGAUGUUAACCUGCCAAAAUUUUUGGUUCACGAUCUGCCUCUUUUCGAGGGCAUCGCUUCAGAUUUGUUUCCCGGAGUCGUUCUUCCACCGCCAGAUUAUACUCACCUAAACGCGUGUACGAUGGAUGCGUGUACCGCUGCUAAUAUUCAGUGUACUGAUUUCUUUUUGGAGAAGAUACAGCAGAUCUAUGAGAUGAUGAUCGUCAGACACGGUUUCAUGAUCGUUGGUCUACCAUUUGGAGGGAAAACCUCGGCUUAUAGAAUAUUGGCCGAUUGUCUUGGUUUGUUAGAGGAACGGAAGCUGAUGGACGAACACCGGGUGGAGAUAACCGUUAUCAAUCCAAAGGCGAUCACCAUGGGUCAAUUAUACGGUCAGUUCGACCCGGCCUCGCACGAAUGGAGCGACGGCGUGCUCGCUGUCAGUUACAGAGCUUUCGCGACUUCCACCAACCUGAAUAGGAAAUGGUUGGUCUUCGAUGGGCCGGUCGACGCCCUGUGGAUCGAGAACAUGAAUACUGUCCUGGAUGACAAUAAAAAGCUCUGCCUGACCUCCGGGGAAAUUAUCCAGCUAGCGCCCACCACGAACUUAAUUUUUGAGCCUAUGGACUUGGAGGUCGCGUCACCUGCCACAGUGUCAAGAUGCGGUAUGAUUUACAUGGAACCAGUUAGUUUAGGUUGGAAACCAAUUUUGCUCUCGUGGUUGAACACUUUACCAUUGUCUUUCACGGAGCAUCUUAAAAACCAUUUGCACGAGAUGUACAUGAGAUUUUGUCCUCCACUCCUGCAUCUGCUUCGUUGGGGAGUCAAGGAAUUAAUAACAAUGCAAGACGCUAAUAUGGUUAGGUCUGUGACAUACUUAUUCGAUUGUUUCCUCGACGAGUACCACGACGAGAAGUAUCUCCAAACUCUAACAGAUCUAGAUUUAAGGGCACAAGUGGAGGGUUGCUUCUUCUUUUCUUGUAUCUGGGCGUUGGGCGGCACGUUGAUGGUGGACUCCCGUGAAUGCUUCAGCGAUCUCUUUAGAGCAUUAACAGAGAGGGAAUUCCCCGCCGAUGUCAGGGAACGUUUCAAUGUUUCCGAAGAAACCACCGAUCCAUCCAAACCAUACGUAGUAAAUUUACCAAUGACAGGUUUGGUGUUCGAUUAUAAAUACAUCAAAGAAGGUAGAGGCAAAUGGAGACCUUGGAUGGAUGAUCUAAAAGACGUUCCAGUAAUACCAAAAGACAUACCAAUGAAUCAGAUAAUCGUUCCCACGAUCGAAACUGUUCGUUACUUUCAUCUGUUUAAACUGUUAAUUUGUCAUCAAAAACCUAUCCUUUUGGUCGGUCCGACGGGUACCGGGAAGUCAGUGUACAUCAUGGAGUUCUUAUUGAAGAAGAACGACCCAGAAAUUUUCAAACCUCUUUUCGUAAUAUUCUCCGCGCAGACUACUGCCAAUCAAACCCAAGAGAUCAUCAUGAACAAAUUGGACAGACGAAAGAAGGGACUAUAUGGAGCUCCGCCAGGAAAGUAUUGGGUUGUAUUCGUGGACGAUAUCUCCAUGCCACAGAAGGAAGAGUACGGAGCACAGCCACCUAUAGAGUUGUUGAGGCAAUGGCUGGACCAUUGGACGUGGUACGAUUUGAAGGAAGUGACGCCUAUACAACUGGUGGACGUUCAGCUGGUUUGCGCGAUGGGUCCUCCAUCCAGCGGAUUGGACGUCACGCUACGGUUCAAGAGACACUUCUUUACCCUAGGAAUUUCCGAAUUCUCUGAUGACGUUCUCAAUACCAUCUUCUCCACCAUCGUGACAUGGCACUUUACGAACAAGGAAUUUCCGGACUAUUACUUUCCUAGUGUCGACUACAUCGUGAGCGGAACCUUAGAUGUUUAUAAAGAAACUAGAGUGUUUCUUCUACCGACACCGGCCAAAUGCCAUUACUUGUUCAACUUACGAGAUUUUUCCAGAGUGAUUCAAGGAGUGCUACUGUGUACGCCUGAAAGUGUCACUAAACCUGCGAGUUUAAAGCGUCUCUGGGUACACGAAGUGUUGCGCGUUUAUGGUGAUCGGUUGGUAGACGACCAUGAUAUUAAGUGGCUCGUCGAGCAGAUACGAAGGACCAUGUUAGAAUAUAUGGAUGACAAUCUGGACCACCUGUUUCAAGAUUUACUUACUGCUAGAUCUGGCACAGUACAAGUAGAGCUUCGAAAUCUGAUUUAUUGUGACUUCUACGAUAUAUUGGCGGAUAAAAAGCUAUAUUCCGAAGUGGAGGAUUUAGACCACUUGGCAAUCGUAGCUGAAGAAUAUCUUGCUGAAUAUAAUUCCAUUUCGAGGACACCGAUGAAUCUCGUUCUUUUCAGAUUCGCCGUAGAACAUCUAUCAAAGAUCUGUCGCAUAAUGAUGCAGCCUCGAAGUCACGCGUUAUUAAUCGGAGUGGGCGGUUCGGGGCGCCAAUCGUUAACGAAAUUAGCAGCUCACAUCUCAGAUUACGAAUUGUUUCAAGUGGAAAUGUCUCAACAGUAUGGUCUAUACGAAUGGCACGAAGACGUAAAAGACAUUCUAAAAAAGAGCGCAGCCAGCGAUCUGCACACAGCUUUCCUGUUUUUGGAUACACAAAUUAAAGAAGAGACUUUUCUGGAAGACAUUAGCAAUCUUUUAAAUUCCGGAGAGGUUCCUAAUAUAUUUGCACCUGAUGAAAUAUCCGAUAUUUGCGAGAAGAUGCGAGUUAUCGAUCGUCAGAGAGAUAGAUCCUUGCAGACAGACGGCAGCCCCGUGGCUUUGUUCAAUUUCUUCGUACAAACUGUUCGCGAACAUUUGCAUAUCGUGGUCACCAUGUCGCCUAUUGGUGACAAUUUUCGUAUCAGAAUUCGAAAAUUUCCGGCAUUGGUGAAUUGUUGCACGAUAGAUUGGCUGCAACCUUGGCCCGAGGACGCAUUGCUCGCUGUGGCGACUAAAUUCUUGGGCGAAAUCGAUCUAACGGAGAAGGAACGUGACGCCUGCAUCGAGAUGUGCCAAUUCUUUCAUAUGUCCACGCAGGAGUUGACAAAGGAGUUCCUGAGGAAGUCAAAGAGGUACAAUUACGUUACGCCUACCUCGUACCUGGAGCUCAUCAACACUUUCAAGGACCUGCUCGCAAAAAAGAGGAAGGAAGCGCUCGAUGGGAAAAAGAGGUACGAAGCUGGCUUGGAAAAGUUGGACAGUACUCACAGGCAAGUGGAGAAGAUGCAAGAGAUUUUAGUCGCGUUGCAACCGAAGCUCCUUGUCGCCGCUAAGGACGUGGAGGCCACGUUUCUCGACGUUCAAAGGGAAAGCGAGGAGGUAGCUGCCAUGGAGCAAGUCGUCAAGAGGGACGAAGAGGCUGCCAUGGUCGUCGCGAACGAAGCGAGCGCCAUUCGCGCAGAAUGCGACGCCGAUCUGCAAGAAGUGAUGCCGAUAUUAAACGCGGCGAACGAUGCCUUGAACACUCUGACUCCUCAGGAUAUUCAAAUCGUGCGAUCCAUGAAACGACCGCCAGCCGGUGUUCGAUUGGUGAUGGAAGCAGUUUGCAUUUUAAAGGACGUGAAACCGGAGAAGGUUAAGACUCCAGAUGGAGUUAUAGAUGAUUAUUGGAGGCCAUCUCUUCGCAUAUUGAGCGACAUGAAAUUCCUCGAAUCCUUAUUAACGUUCGAUAAGGACAACAUUCCAGAAAGGAUCAUGACGAAGAUCCGCACCACUAUCUUAACAAAUCCAAACUUCGAUCCAGAACGAAUCAGACAAGUUUCUACCGCCUGUGAAGGUCUCUGUAGAUGGGUCUUCGCUCUGUCAGAGUACGACAAGGUGGCGAAGAUCGUGGCGCCGAAGAAGCAAGCGCUGGCCUUGGCGGAGGCCGACUACAAUGAGGCCAUGAGGCAAUUGAACUUGAAGAGAAGUCAGCUCCAAGAAGUGCGUGACAGAUUGGCGAAGCUGGAGGAGCUGUUGGCUGAACGAAGAGCGGAGUAUCAGGCGAUGACGGACGAAGUGAACGAGUGCGAGGCAAGAUUAAGGAGAGCCAGGGAGUUGAUUGGCGGCUUAGGGGGAGAGUACACCAGAUGGUCCGAUACUGCGAAGGAACUGGGCGAGCGUUAUUACAAGCUGACGGGAGACAUUCUCAUCGGCUCCGGGAUCGUGGCCUAUUUAGGAGUGUUCACCACUCAGUAUAGACAGCAACAAAUCGACAACUGGGUGCAGAUUUGCACCGAUUUGGAAGUAAUUUGUACGAAGGACUAUCAGCUUACUCAGAUUCUAGGUGAUCCUGUGUUGAUACGGUCCUGGAAUAUUUUUGGUUUGCCCAGUGAUUUGUUCUCGGUAGAUAACGCGAUAAUUGUUACGAAUUCUCGACGAUGGCCCCUGAUGAUCGAUCCUCAGGGCCAGGCUAACAAAUGGGUGAAGAAUAUGGAGAAGGAAAAUAAUAUUCAUGUUAUUAGAUUGUCGCAGAGUGAUUAUAUGAGAGUGUUAGAAAAUGCUAUACAGUUUGGACAGCCAGUUUUGUUAGAGAAUGUGGGCGAAGAACUUGAUGCUGCAUUGGAACCGCUCUUGAUGAAACAAACAUUUAAGUCUGGUGGCGCGGAAUGUAUCAAGGUUGGGGAUUCUGUCAUCGAGUACUCUGCCAAUUUCCGAUUUUACAUUACAACUAAAUUACGCAAUCCUCACUAUUUACCGGAGGUAGCAGUUAAGGUAACACUACUGAAUUUCAUGAUCACACCGAUAGGCCUUGAAGAUCAGCUCCUCGGUAUUGUGGUAGCCAAAGAAAGGCCAGACUUGGAGUCUGAGAAGAAUCAGCUAAUCGUCCAAGGAGCCGCCAACAAGAAGAAACUGAAGGAGAUCGAAGACGAAAUUCUGGAAGUUCUGUCGACAGCAGAAGGAAAUAUUCUCGAGGAUGAAACAGCGAUUAGUGUACUUAGUUCGUCCAAGACUCUUUCUGAUGAGAUAGUCACGAAACAAACGGCAGCUGAGAUUACGGAAAAGUCUAUCGACGCUGCAAGAUUGGAGUACACGCCCAUAGCUGCUUACAGCACCGUUCUUUUCUUCACGAUUGCUGUCCUGGCGAAUAUUGAUCCGAUGUAUCAAUACUCUCUGGCCUGGUUCGUGAAUCUGUUCAAUAGCACAAUCGACAACACGGAACGGGUCGAAGACAUUCAGCAACGACUGAAGGACCUCACGAAGCACUUCACCUACUCACUUUACGUGAACAUAUGUCGGUCGUUGUUCGAGAAGGACAAGCUUUUAUUCUCGCUGCUGCUUUCGGUGAACCUGCUGAAUAAGCAGGGACGACUCUCGAUGCCCCAAUGGAUGUUUCUGUUGACCGGCGGCGUUGGCCUUGAGAAUCCUUUCGCAAAUCCCACGAAAUGGCUACCCUCGAAAUCCUGGGACGAGUUGUGUCGUUUGAAUAAUAUUCCAGGGUUUAUGGGAUUUCAAAACGCAUUCGAGACAACGCUGAAUGAUUGGAAAGCCAUCUUUGAUCAUAUGGAGCCUCACACUUUAACGUUUCCCGCGCCUUACGACAAGCUCAACCCUUUCGAGAGAAUGAUCGUGCUGCGAUGUAUGCGUCCUGACAAAGUUGUGCCAGCCGUCCAGCAAUUUGUAGAAGAACAACUGGGACAACAGUACAUCGAGCCGCCGCCCUUCGACCUGGUAUCGUCGUUCGCGGAUUCAUAUUCCUGCAGUCCCCUCAUAUUCGUGUUAACGCCUGGCGCCGAUCCUAUGGCGGUUCUACUGAAAUUCGCCGACGAUCAAGGUUUCGGUACAAACCGAUUGUUCUCCCUCUCUUUGGGUCAAGGACAAGGAGUUAUCGCCGCCCAGCUAAUCGACGAGGGAGUGAAAAAUGGUACCUGGGUGGUUCUGCAGAACUGUCACCUUGCCAAGAGUUUUAUGCCACAUUUGGAAAAGAUUUGUGAAAGCUUCACACCAGGAACUGUGCAUCCAGAUUUCCGAUUAUGGCUGACAAGUUAUCCAGUGGAGCAUUUUCCAGUUAGCGUCCUUCAGAAUGGUGUGAAAAUGACCAACGAGCCACCGAAAGGACUUAGAGCAAAUAUAAUCAGAUCUUUCUUGCAGGACCCAAUAUGCGAUGAGGAAUUUUUCGAGACUUGCAAGCAAAACGAGGCUUUCAAGAAGCUGCUUUUUUCCUUGUGCUUUUUCCACGCGAUUGUUCAAGAACGCAGGAAAUUUGGGCCGAUCGGUUGGAAUAAUCAAUACGAGUUCAACGAGACCGACCUACGGAUCAGUGCGCUGCAAUUGAGAAUCUUCUUGGAUCAGUACGAUGACGUUCAGUUUACGGCCUUGAAAUACUUAACAGGCGAAUGUAAUUAUGGCGGUCGCGUGACAGACGAAUGGGAUAGGAGAACUUUAAAUACGAUUCUUGUGAAGUUUUAUUGUAUGGAAGUCAUUGCACAGAAGGAAUACCUAUUCGAUCCUAGUGGUAUAUACUAUGUACCUGAAGUCAGUGAUUAUAACGAAUUUCUUGAAUAUAUUAGAUCCUUUCCAAUGGCCACUGCUCCUAGUGUCUUUGGGAUGAACGACAAUGCGGAUAUCAUUAAGGAUCAGCAGGAGACUACAUCGAUGUUGUCUUCCUUAUUGGCAACGCAGGACACGGGAGAAACGGAAACAGACGUAGGAAAAUCACCCGACGAGAUCGUCUACGGUGUAGCGUCUGAUAUUCUGUCAAAGUUGCCCGACGACUUCGAUCUGGUGGAUGCACUCGAGAAAUAUCCGACGUUAUAUAAUCAAAGCAUGAACACGGUGCUAGUCCAGGAAAUGGGAAGAUUCAACAAGCUUCUGCAAACGAUCAGGAAUAGCCUCAUAAAUGUUCAGAAGGCGAUCAAAGGUCUGGUGAUCAUGAACCCGGACCUCGAGGAGGUCUACGUAUCGAUAAUUACUGGAAAGAUAUCGAAGAUCUGGAUGAGGAACUCUUAUCCGUCGUUGAAGCCGCUAGGCAGUUAUAUACAGGAUUUCUUGAAGAGGCUCGCUUUUCUUCAGUUGUGGUACGACGAAGGACCACCGACAUCCUUCUGGAUCUCUGGUUUCUACUUCACACAGGCGUUUCUCACCGGCGCACAACAGAACUACGCGAGGAAAUAUUCAAUACCGAUAGAUUUGCUCGUCUACGACUUUGUCCCUUUGAAGGAUACUGUUUUCCCUGAACCACCAACCGAUGGUGUUUACAUUUACGGUCUAUUCCUCGAUGGAGCUCGUUUCAACACGAGCACGAUGAAACUUGACGAAUCACUGCCGAAAAUUUUGUACGACGUCGUUCCCUACAUUUGGCUGAUACCAAUGAAAAAGGAGGAUGUGGAGGAAAGAUACACAUAUACCUGUCCGGUGUACAAAACCACGGAGAGAAAAGGUGUUCUGUCGACAACCGGCCACUCGACGAACUUCGUAAUCGCCAUAUGGCUCCCGACGGACCAUCCACCGGAGCAUUGGAUUCUGCGUGGCGUAGCCAUGAUCUGCCAAUUGUCCGAUUAAACCUAUCGUCCCAUUGGAAUAACGAUUAUACUAUCUUCCGUUUAUGUAUCACGCAGCCGUAUAUCUCGUCGCCCAUCGGCAUACUUGUCCUUAUCGAUGAUAUAAUUGAAUUUGGUGUUCAAUUCCGACGAAGCGAUCAGAGGCAUCGUACGUUAAUUCGAUUCUCGAAGAGAGCCCGUCGAUCGAGCCAUUUUCUCGCUUAUCGUCCUCCUUAUCGCGAUAAAAAUAGUCGGAUCGAAGGCAGAAACUUUAUUCAACGCUGUUCAUUUUAUCGCUUUAUCGAUCACCGUCAGAAACAAUCGGUCCACCUUUCGAAAUUUCGUCGUCCGGCACGUUGUUCAUGGCGGAAACUAGCGGACGUUCUUAAAAUCCGCAAUCAAAAUCCGAGCUGUUUUUCCCAGUGGAGUGUCGUUUUGGGAACAUUCCGCACGUAAGCGAGGCACUACAACAGGUGGCGAUACAUCCGGGUCACAGGCUCUCCACUUCGCCUCUUGCCUGCCGAUCAAUCGACCGUUCAACAUCUUUGUAAAAAUCUUCAAACGAGUUUUAAAAAGUCAAUCGCUUGACGCAGACCAGACGAGGGGACCUACGGUAACGUGACGUAAAAAAAGCACAGGAAAGGAGUGCAAAAAAGGGAAGAGAAAAAAUCAAGCGAAGAAGGAAAUCGGUCUGGACACAGGUGAAACAAGGUAGAGAUAUAACAAGGCUGAUUUUCGAUAUACAGUUCGACAAACCGGCGAGAACGUAUCCGCCGCAAAAUCGAGAUUCCUAUGCAAACGGCUAUCGUAAAUAUUGCAAGCGGUAUCAAGAGCCUCGCAGAGCCAGGUGCAGGAGAGAUUUCGAAGGCAGCGUACGUCCGCAGGAGAUAGCAGGGUUGGUGACGGCGAGGAAAAGCAGUAGAGCCGGCUACAGGGCGGAGAAACAUAUAGAGAGAAACAUAAAGAGACAGAUAGAGAGAAAGGGAAAGAGAGAGGAUGAAAAACAGUAGGAUGAGGAGUAACCAGAAGGGUGGGAAGAGAGAGGCGAGCACACGGGGUAUAUUCAGAGAGCAACGGGAGGCAGGUCGGUUCGGGGGGUGGCUAGUGGGUGGCUUCAGGGGUUGGUGGCGGCACCCUGUCUACCCGGACUGAGAUCGCCGGAGGCUCGUUGCCUAGCGACCUCGUAUUGAUCUCUCCCCGUAUCUCGGCUUUUCCCCUUUCCCACGUGAUUCUCUCCUCCCCCUUUCGCUUCUCUCUCCUAUACUUCCCCUCGCCGUUUGCCUAACCCUCUCUUCGCGCGGAUCCCUUCAUCGCGUUCCUGUCUUCGUUUCUUUUCCUCUCUCCUUCCCUCGGCUCCUUUUUUGUCCUCUCUGUAUCCCUCCGGUCUCCUUUUCCUUCCUGCUCGGGCUCAACUUUUUUCUCCUUUUUCUCCUUUCUUUCCUUCUUUCUUUUUCUCCACCGGUUUCUUCUUCGUUUCGCCUUCGUUAUAUAGGUUCCUUCUGUUUGCGUGUUUCGAGUGCUCUCAGCUUCUCCCUGGACCACGGAGAGAGAGAGAGAGAGAGAGAGAGAAAGAGAAACGAUGUCGGUAGCAUUGGUCGACGGUCGAGGUGACGACAUUAGGAUCGAAUGAUUAUUCGAUGAAAAUCCACGGAAUGGACCGUGUUACAGCCGGUGAAUCGCGAAACUAUAGGGGAAGUAUUUGGAAACUUUUUCCCGAGGCCUGGUUUAUAUCUCCGUUAAAAAAUUCCAAAUAGCUCCUCCCCACUUUUUUCACUGAACGAAACGCUUGUUUCAUUUAUUCAUUCUUCUUUUUUCUCCUAGCGGUAAAGCGCUGACUGGUAGAAUCAACUUCACGCUGGAGUAAUCCGGUGAAUUAUAGACGAGCAUAUUCGGCUUAUGAUUUCGCGUGCUGAUUUUACGGUGCACGCGUCCCUCGCGUCAGCCGGAAACGACGUCGAAAUAGUCGGCCAUGGAGGCGGAACGAGCACCGGGGAAACGCGGAUACCGCCGAUAAUUUGCGUAAUUUGCGGCAACGUGAAAGGACUCGGUCGAAGAAAGUUGAAGGACCCUCGAGGAGUUGGUAAACACUCCUACAUAGUUGCGUUAAUCAUUCCCCACAUUUUAGACGAGGGAUUAGAUUUCGAAUGUUUCCAACGAAGGUGAGGGAAGAGAUUGAUAAAUAUUCAUUUAUCUGGAUGCAACGUCGAACGAAGGCGUGGAAAGGAUGUAAUUAAAGCUUGCACAGCUAUCGCGAUGCUUCGAUACCGUCCCUUGAUAUCGACGUCUUUCUCAACCGAUGCUGAUGAACCUACAUUGAAAUAUUUAAAGCGCGUUUCAUAAAAGAACCGACGUUAACUCGAAGCCGGAGUUUCGAAAUAUAGUAAUACUUCCUUUGUACGUUUCUCUCUCUUGAAAUUGUUCGUAUAAGAUUACUUAAAAAGGAUAGUGGAAGAGGCGUCCGUAUCUCUUCCGCUACGUUGCCUCGAUCGAACAUUUUUACACCCGGUGUAACUUUUCUCGGUGUCUAACUAUCAUUGUGGGCGAAUUAUUUUCUCCCAUCACCCUCGCCCCUCGGUCUAUAUACCCGUGGAACCAUUUACCUCCUCUUCGUAGAAUAAUCAACUCCUCCUUCUCUCUUUACCAAUCUAACUCCAGUUUUCUACUUCAAAGUACUCGAAAAAAGUAGCAUCCCGUGUAAAUUGAUUCAGCAGCGAGUCCACUCGAAAGGGAUGGCCGUUAAUCGUGCUCCAUGGUCGCAUAAAAUCAACUAAUUUGCAAUCAACGCGUAUCAGAGCUUGGCCUUCUCUCAUCGAGGAACAUAUCACCUGAAUGAAAUUUAUUCGUUGAUCGAAUUGCAAAGGGCGAGGGUAUCGCCGUUUCUGUAGUGGCCGCGUCUUGUUUCGUUUCACGUCCACCCCCUUUCAUCCCCCGUUUCGAGCUUCUUUUUAUUGGCAAAGUGACCUUCAUCUGAAUCUCUUUGUCGCGCCUACGCCGGAGGAGAUGGAGCGAGAGAAUUUCGGGAGCUGGUCAGGGGUGGCGUGGCGAAAAUGGCAUACCUUUUACUUUUACCUUCGACCGGCCUUCACCGUGCCAUGAGAACGCUUUUCGUUGAUGCAUGGUUUACCAGGAGGUUGCUUUCGCGCUUCGCUACCCACCUACGGAGCUCGUGGCUUCUUACGAGAUAACGACCGUGCUUUUACCUUGAGAAGAAGAUUUGAUUGAUGAUCAGGACACCGAUGAGGGAAACUCGUCAAGGACUUUCGGCAAGCUUCUGAUAGGAAUCUUCUCUCUGACGGUAUUUAUCAUCUCUUACGAAACUUAUGAAUGGUGUGAUGUUUUAUGAGUCUUUAUAUCACAUUAUGCGAGAUAUGAAUGAUUGAUCGAAUUUUACGACCGUUCUUUAUCUCAAUAGAAAUAUCGAGAAAUCUGUGUCCUUUAUGCUGAUGAGGUUUCUUAGUUUCUUUUUUUUUAUCUCCGUAACACGCAGGAUGGAGAUAAUGGGAAAAAAGUAAAAGGGAGGGGAGGAACGAGAGUUAACAAGCGUUCGUUCGGGUUACACUUUAUUGCGUGAUGGUUCCAGCGACCAUUCAGUUCGAUCGGUUGUCUGCUCGACGAGGAGAGGAACGCGGAAGGGAACGAUUGUAAAACUCUAUGCUGGUGAAAGUCACGACGAUUGUAGAUAAUCAGAAGCGACAGGUUAGACAACUUGGUAAUUAUAGGAGCGGGUUUAUCAUUUUGAUGCGUUUUGUGGAUCGCUGGAAAGAAUGUGCGAUGCAUUGGUUACGUAUGCUCGUUUAUUCCAACCACAUUACAUCAUGCAAUUAAACAUGUUUCUUCAUACGAAUGUGUUAUUAGUAAAUCGGUCACACACCUUGCUUUCACAAAUACGUUAUAUAUACACUCUCAAACCUUAAUUACAGUUCUUGAUCAAUCGAAAACAUUCGUUCUAAUAAAAUAUAAGGUAAAGUAGUUUGGUCGUUCUAAUAUCUACGUAAUCUACGUAAAUCUACGUAUCUAAGAUGUUAUUGGUUCUUGCAACGAUGCCGAGGUUCGCGUCAUUAAUAAUCGCUACUCUCGGCGAGGAGCAAAGAUAGAUUCGUCGAUAUCGGACGAUGGAGGUUACUCUUGAAUAUCGCACGGUAUUUAUAAAAUUAUAUUCUUGAAAACGCGAAACCUCGCGAUAUCUAAAUUUAGGUUUAAAAUUCUGCUGUUAAUCUAUAUACUUACAGGAAAAAAUACUUUAUUACGAUCAAGCUUUAUACGACAACCGAAAUUCAUGAUCCUUUAAAGCUCUGUUACGUCCUCCUAUAUUGCUAUUCUCGUUACACACAUUUGCAAGAAAAAAGUUCGUUAUAACGAUCGAGUAAAAUAUGUUCUCCGAAUUCAAAGUAUUUUACGGUUCGAAAUUAUGGCACGUUUCUCUACGUUCGUGUCUUUAUCAUCCCCAUUCGCAAGGAAAGAAUUUUCUAUGAUAUUAAUAACAAUAAUCAAAUAAUCUAGAUCUCUCAGACCUAAAACUCGAUCAUCUCUACACUAUUUCUACACUAUAUUUACAAAUUUAAGAACAAACUAAUUCCGAUAAUCUAUAAUAACAAUCGAAUAAUCUAAAUUGCUAUUUUUCUUUUUAAAAAAGCUUCUCUAUAAUAAUCGAGUAUAGAAAAUAUUCUCUCCACCGAUCGAAUAAUCUACGUUAUUACCAACUCGUCUCAAAUCCCGAGUAUAACGGCGUAUCCUCCCCAACCCCCGUUGCAAUCGAACCGCUUUUCCGAUAACGAAAGCCUGCGUACGCUUGAUUUCGCGAUCGUCGUUUCUAAUUCGCGUGCACAGACGUCCAUUAUCCGCGGCGGAGAUUCUCUGCGGUGCCCCGUGGAAAGCUGGAAAUAAAGAAAAAGAGAGAGGAUGCUACGUCUGGCAGGUGGAGGGAUGAAACCGACGAAAAGGGACAGUGGUUGAGCAUCGGGCCUGAAUAAUGGAGGAAACUGCUGGAGUGUUGGACGGGUCUGUAGAGUGAGGACGCGUUUCCUUUAACAGGGUAUACGUAUAACCGGGGUAGAGGAAAAUCGAGCUCUCGGUAGCCGCGUUGGUAGAAGGUGGAAGCACAGAGCAUCGGCGGUUGGUAUUGGUAACGUGGCAUCGUUGCUGGAGCCGCGGCGGUCCAGGGGGAUGCUGGCGAGAAGGGAUGGGUUGCCAGGCAACGUACGUCCACCCUUAAACCUCCGUUCACUCCUUACCACCCCCCUAUGCUAGCAGUCACCCCCUCUUGCCACCGGCAGCUCGUAUUUGCCCGUUCCGCGGAUGAGGACUCGGUCGAUACAAGCGGCCGUUUUCGUCGUACGUUCGGGAAUUCCCCAAUUUCCAUUACGGGGGUGCUGACUUUAAGCCCUCUCUCCCACCCUUAUCGCCGCUCGUGCCACGCUGGGACACUUAAAACGAUUGCUAACCCUGCUCUCUAUGUCUCUGCUGCUCGUUGAUGCCGCUCUACGAUCAUCGCUGGGUUCGAUCACGAGUUUGUCCUUGAGAAAGUCGAGGGAUUGGGAACAAACCGUAGGAAGGGCUCCCUUCGUUGUUUUGUAGAAUUGCGUGGAUCGUUUUUGGUAUCUUUUCAGGGUUGAAAAUACGUCCAAGGAAAUGUAAACGUGGUGGGAAAAUAAGUCGUGAUAAAUUGGGAAUGAAUUGAGUAUAUGGGUGUGUAGAAUAUGGUAGAAUGGGAAAAGUUGAUGAAGCAUUGUAAUUUAUAUUAUUGUGAUCGUACGUGGUCACGUAAUGAGGAUUAGAGGAUCUUCGUCGGUUUGUAAUAGAUUGUGAAAAAUUAAUUGACGUGUUGAGUAAGGUUCUUUACAGGAUGAAAUUACCGAGACCGAGGCAGAGAGAGAGAGAGAGAGAGAGAGAGAAAGUUCAAGGUUCCUUACCUGAUAUGGUUAGGCACUCGAUGGGAGUAGAAAAAGAAAAAGAAAGAAGUAGAGAGAAUCGUGAUGGAGAAAUGAUUGAGAGACGCAGGUAUAAUAGACGGGGGUAAACGAUAUUUCUUUUUAUUGUUAAAAAGAAUGCAUAUGUACACAGUCGAAGAGGAGCUGUUACUGUACAUGAUCUCACUUUACAACAAACUUAAAGUUUCACUCUGUUAUCAAACUGAAAUUCUACAAUUCUACAAAUUCUAGCAGGAAGAAUAAAAAAAAAAAUGAAAAACAAAAGGAUUUUCUUGAACUACUGAAGUCUCGUCUACUUGAAAUCAUUCAAAACUAUUACUACGAUCCACUUUUACGGUCUACUAUUAUUAAGAUAUAAAACUAAAAAAAAAAAAAAAAAAAAAAUAGAA
This is a messenger RNA of Bombus huntii, 16265 nucleotides long. RefSeq names its product dynein axonemal heavy chain 7 (gene Dhc36C). The coding region runs from base 114 to 9971 and encodes 3285 amino acids. Gene Ontology annotation, molecular function: ATP hydrolysis activity; minus-end-directed microtubule motor activity; ATP binding. The transcript has 27 exons. Gene Ontology annotation, cellular component: dynein complex. The record is from RefSeq and is a predicted model, not a curated record. Gene Ontology annotation, biological process: microtubule-based movement. NCBI's taxonomy places the organism in Eukaryota, Metazoa, Arthropoda, Insecta, Hymenoptera, Apidae.